GUCGCUCGCGGGCGCCGAGUUGGGGGAAGUUGGGAGCCCGAGGCGGGGACAAGCCUGAGGUGUUUUUCUGUCCCCAAGCUCUGCGCGUCUCCACAUGGCGAAAAUGGAAGAAGAGCUCCUCCGCCGCUGGGGAUUGCGGGAGUAAACGGGGGGGGUCUUUCUUUACGCCUGGUAGCUUUCCGGGAGGGGGAGUAGGGUCUCCCCCCUAUUGGGGUUCGCUCAGAGGGGGGGAAAAAAACCCAGCGAAAGUUCCCAUUCUUCUGUGGAAUCGGUGUUUGCAAGUUGAUGUGGGGCGCGUGGCACAGCCUGGACUACACUUUGGGGGGAAAGCAGCUUGGGGUGAAGAAGAACUUUCUCCUCUUCAGUAAAACCCAAAAGAGAUCAGCAGGGACGAUCGCGCUCCAGAGAACACUUGAUGAUGAUGGUAUGCCCCAUGGGUUUUGUAUAGUCACAUAUUCUUCCACAGACAGAUUUGAAGGGAACUUUGUGCAUGGAGAAAAGAAUGGUCAUGGAAAAUUCUUCUUCUUUGAUGGAAGCACGCUAGAAGGCUUUUAUGUUGAUGAUGGUUUGCAAGGCCAGGGAACAUACACCUAUGAGGAUGGAGGCAUACUUCAUGGCACGUACAUUGAUGGUGAAUUGAAUGGGCCAGCUCAGGAAUAUGAUGCUGAUGGACGAUUGGCCUUCAAAGGGCAAUACAAAGAUAAUAUUCGGCAUGGAUUUUGUUGGAUUUACUAUUCAGAUGGUGGGUAUCUGGUUGGAGAAGUUAAUGAAGAAGGAGAGAUGACUGGAGAAAAGCUAGCCUAUGUAUACCCUGAUGGGAAGAUGGCAUAUUAUGGGCACUUCAUAGAUGGUGAAAUGAUAGAAGCAAGAUUGGCAAAUAUUAUACUGGCAGAGGAAGAAAAACUACAAUUUGAUGUUAUACCAGGCAGCCCAGUUUACAGUUUUGAUAAAUCUACUUCAUCCUGCAUUUCUACGAGUCCACUUCUUCCUGACCCUUAUGAAUCAGAGAGGGUCUUUGUAGAUGCAUCUCUUAUUUCCAAUGCUGGAGAAGGUUUAUUUACUAAAAUAGCUGCUGAAGCUGGCACAGUGUUAUCUUUUUACAAUGGUAUACGAAUUACACAUCAAGAGGUAGACAGCAGGGACUGGUCUUUGAAUGGAAACACGAUAUCCCUUGAUGAUGAAACUGUCAUAGAUGUACCAGAACCUUACAGCCAUGUAAUCAAAUACUGUGCCUCUUUGGGACACAAGGCAAACCACUCAUUCACCCCAAAUUCUGUUUAUGACUCAUUUGUUCACCCUCGCUUUGGACCGAUAAAAUGUAUUCGGACAAUUCAAGCAGUGGAGAAGGAUGAAGAACUAACAGUGGCUUAUGGCUACGAUCACAGUUCCACUGGACAAAACGGGCCAGAAGUACCAGAGUGGUAUCUGGCAGAACUAAGAGCCUUCCAAGCUUCCCUGAAAAAAUGAAAUGCAAGCAGUUUCCCUAUUCAAUACAUUGCACUAUCUUUGAUGCUGGAAUUGGAACAGCCUGGGGUUGAUCAUGCUGUGAUUCUUCAAUACUUUUCCCUAUAUUAGAAAGAGUGGAAGCCUUUUUAUUUUGUUUUUGUUCCUUGCAGACUAAUGUGUUUUAGCCACUCCCUUAAAAUAACCUUUACAUUUAAGCUAAUAGUGCAAAAUGAAUUAUUUAAUAUGCUACACAAGGAAGUGUGGCCUUUUGGGGGGGGGGCAACUAGUCUGCAUCAGCAGCUGUCAAAAUAUAGAAAGAGAGCAUUUUUAAAACCAAGGUUUUAUCUGUACUGUGGUUUCUCUGAUUCUGCGCAACUACAUUUUGUAUUUGCCAUAUUAUGAUGAUAAUAGAAUUGUGCUAAGUGUAGUAUUCUAAAAAGGCAAGUAUAAUUUCAGAAUACUGCUUUAGGGUGUUUUCUAUUUUGGUGCACAAGAGACCUCUCUUUACAUUAUCUUCUUCUUAAAGUCAGCACAAAAGUUUAAACUGCAAAAGGUUGGUAAAAUGAGGACCCAGAUUGUUGGCGGCAAUAUGCUGACUCUAUAAACUGCCUAGAGAGGGCUGUAAAGCAUUGUGAAGUGGCAUAUAAGUCUUAAGUGCUAUUGCUACAUGAUGGUUUUUUAAGGCUCUGAGGAUAUGUGCCUGGAAGACCAGAGCUGCUAUAACUUUAAUCAUGAUAAUCACAUUUGAGUGACUUCUACUUGUCCAUAUGAGCAUUUUCUACUGCUUGUUUUUGGUUUCUUACACUGGAGAGCAUAAUGUCAGUUUAUAUAGAACAAAUGAAUCAAGGAUAUACCAAUAAAUUCCUUGUUUGCUAAAUUUAUCUUUUUCUUGCCUUUAAUUGGUAAUUUACAAAAUCCUGGAAGCUACCAAUACUCAUCAAAGGCAGAUUUCUGUAAAGGUGGGAAAUCCUACAUUGCAAACCUUUUUUAAAACAACUGCAAAGUAAUUCAGAGAGUUACAUGGAAAACUCAACAUUUUUACUAUGAAGCGAAUUAUACUUGAGAUUGUCAAACAGUUUUACGGGAAUCAUGAAAGUACAUUUUACUAAUCCUAGCUAACAUUUAAUAAUAUCAUGAUAAAAAAGUAAACUUUCAGGGAUCUGACAUAGCCAGUUACUGGCAUUUCUUAAACAUAUUUUCAAAUAUGUGCAAUAUAUGUUUACAGAAUAUUUGCUCUGUAUUAUACAAGUAGAAAUGUCUUUUUGCAUUGUACUUAUUUAUUUAAAAAUAAAUAACCACUGAAUUCAGUGGGACUUUCUUCAAA
Messenger RNA from Pantherophis guttatus, 2770 nucleotides. RefSeq names its product SET domain containing 7, histone lysine methyltransferase (gene SETD7). Gene Ontology annotation, cellular component: chromosome; nucleus. Gene Ontology annotation, biological process: regulation of DNA-templated transcription; peptidyl-lysine monomethylation; heterochromatin organization. NCBI's taxonomy places the organism in Eukaryota, Metazoa, Chordata, Lepidosauria, Squamata, Colubridae. The record is from RefSeq and is a predicted model, not a curated record. Gene Ontology annotation, molecular function: chromatin binding; protein binding; histone H3K4 monomethyltransferase activity.